This is a messenger RNA of Pterocles gutturalis (yellow-throated sandgrouse), 563 nucleotides long. RefSeq names its product nuclear receptor subfamily 2 group C member 1-like. The record is from RefSeq and is a predicted model, not a curated record. Gene Ontology annotation, molecular function: nuclear receptor activity; RNA polymerase II cis-regulatory region sequence-specific DNA binding. The annotation marks the transcript as partial. NCBI's taxonomy places the organism in Eukaryota, Metazoa, Chordata, Aves, Pterocliformes, Pteroclidae. The transcript is spliced from 4 exons. Gene Ontology annotation, biological process: negative regulation of transcription by RNA polymerase II; anatomical structure development; cell differentiation.
GGCAUUUGAUACUCUGGCAAAAGCAUUAAAUCCAGGAGAGAGUGCAGCGUGCCAGAACUCUGAAAGUAUUGAAGCCAGUGUACAGCUGAUUGGUGGGGAAACAAGCAUGAAUAUCGUUGAAAUAGAGGGGCCACUACUCAGUGAUGCACAUGUAGCAUUCAGGCUCACCAUGCCUUCUCCUAUGCCUGAAUAUCUUAACGUUCACUAUAUCUGCGAGUCUGCCUCCAGGUUGCUUUUCUUGUCCAUGCACUGGGCACGUUCCAUUCCAUCUUUUCAAGCUUUAGGACAGGAUAACAGCAUAUCAUUAGUAAAAGCCUGCUGGAACGAACUUUUUACGCUUGGUCUUGCACAAUGUUCACAAGUUAUGAAUGUGGCAACUAUAUUAACUGCAUUUGUUAAUCACCUUCAUGGCAGUUUACAGCAAGAUAAGCUGCCAACAGACAGAGGAAAAUUAGUAAUGGAGCAUAUCUUCAAAUUGCAAGAGUUCUGUAACAGCAUGGUUAAGCUUUGCCUAGAUGGUUAUGAAUAUGCAUAUUUGAAAGCAAUCGUCCUCUUCAGUCCUG